CAUCUGUCCUCAAGUCGGUGGCACUGCUACGGGAGCAACACCAUCCUUCUAUGCGACGUCGUCCGACCAUCUCAACUCACCUCGCUACUCGUCAUGGCACAUCUCACCGUCGCAUCAAGGCCAUCUCCGUCUCCUCACCUUGCGCCUCUCCGCACUCACGACGACCUCGAAGGCCGACGACGUAGCUUCCCUUGCCUGGCUGCUGCCGAAGCAUCUCGGACCUCGUCGCCGCAGCAUCAACAAGGUCAUCAGGGAAAAGGACGCCAACGUGUCGCGUUAGUGUCGAGCGUCGAAGAGGAUGCGGAGAGGAUCUCUUGAGAAUGGCUGGAAGGACAGACUACGUCGCGACCUUCAGGUGGCGUGCCAGGAUGCGACAUCAGCUGGCCAUCUUGACCUCUGUCUUCCCUUACGAUGUCUCCCAAUAAUGACUUCUCGAACUGACUCCGUCGCGGCCGCGGCGGUAGCAGCCUUCAGAUACCCUCUCCCUGCCCAACUUGGGCCAUUUCCACACGGUCUCAAGAAAGCCAUCCAAGAUAAAGACCUCAAUGUCCUCGUAGAGUUUGCCAAGUGGCAACUCCAAACCCAUAGAGAGGCACUCCUCGCCGAAAGGCUGGUAAGGAGCGUCGAAAAGUUGCGUGGCCAGAUAUCGGUCAAGCAGGCAGCAGACCUGCGAGCCAACUUCCAUAUUCUGCGGCUGGCUCGACAGAGCUCAGCCCUGCCCAUCGAGGUCAAUGUCCCUCGCGCCUCGCGCCCUCAUACGAGUCAAAAUCGGCCAGCGAAGUUCGUCUUCCUCGCACGGGAAUCCAUCAAGUGGAACAAGCACAAGAGGGUCCCCGACCAUCGUCUUCGCGCGCGGAAGAUCGCGAGGAAGACGUGGGCAAGCAUCCCCGAGACGGAGCGCCCCGCAAAAUUCGAGAUUGCGACGUACGUCGUCGCAGGGAGCGCCAUCAAGGGGAUGGAGAGAGGAGGGUGUUGAGCUUUGGCUCGACUAGACUAGCCUGCGCUCAUACCCCUUCUUUGCCCCUACCUGGUCUCUUGAGC
Molecule: messenger RNA, 1041 nt
Organism: Jaminaea rosea
Lineage: Eukaryota; Fungi; Basidiomycota; Exobasidiomycetes; Microstromatales
Exons: 2
Coding region: 299-976 (225 amino acids)
Source: RefSeq, a predicted model, not a curated record